Molecule: messenger RNA, 1768 nt
Organism: Chanos chanos (milkfish)
Lineage: Eukaryota; Metazoa; Chordata; Actinopteri; Gonorynchiformes; Chanidae
Gene: otud6b
Product: OTU deubiquitinase 6B
Exons: 7
Coding region: 108-995 (295 amino acids)
Biological process (GO): protein deubiquitination
Molecular function (GO): cysteine-type deubiquitinase activity
Source: RefSeq, a predicted model, not a curated record
UUGUGUCAGCCGCAAAAUAAUGUGUUCUGUUUUAUUGCCACGGCCGUUAUGUUUGUAACUACCUCAGCAUAACUUUUGAAUCAUUUAAACGUAAAGCCUUUGUAAAUAUGGAGGAAGUAGAAACAGCUGAGGAGCUGUUGGCCAAACAGCAUCGCAAGGAAAAGAAAGACCUCCAAGCUAAAAUACAGAGUAUGAAAAAUGCAGUGCCCAAAAAUGACAAGAAAAGAAGGAAGCAACUUACUGAAGAUAUUGCCAAACUGGAAGCUGAGCUUAAUCAAAAACACGACGAUGAAAUUAGACAACUCCAGAAUUCAUCAGGAAACAAGAAGGUUGAUGGAGUUGCAAAUGGGAUAGAAUCCAUGGGUUUGGACAGUGAGGAGCCAGCCGAAGUCAAGCCAGUUCGGACUUCGAAGGCCCAGAAGAGGAGGGAUAAGAAGGCCGCUUUAGAGAAGGAGAGGGAUAACCGUAUUGCCGAGGCUGAGAUCGAGAACCUCUCAGGCUCUCGCCAUCAGGAGGGUCUGAAGGUCUCACAGAAGUUGGCAGAGAGGGGCCUUCAGAUCAGGGAGAUCUCUUCAGACGGGCACUGCAUGUAUCGCGCUGUGGAGGACCAGCUGGCCGGGCGGGGCGUCGGCCUGGGGCUCAAAGAGCUACGCGCUCGCACCGCCCAACACAUGAGGAGCCAUGCCGAUGAUUUCAUGCCCUUCCUCACGAACUCCAACACAGGAGACAUGUACACAGCCGAUGAGUUUGAGAAGUACUGCAGUGAUGUUGCAGACACUGCAGCAUGGGGUGGGCAGUUAGAGCUGAGAGCUCUUACUCAAGUCCUUCAGUUGCCAAUAGAGGUUAUUCAAGCAGAAUCUCCCACUAUAACGAUUGGAGAGGAAUACAGUAAACCACCAGUCGUUCUUGUUUAUAUGAGGCACGCCUAUGGACUGGGUGAACAUUAUAACUCUGUGGAGCCCCUGGGAGAGGCAGCCAAUGAAGAGGAAGGCUGAAAGUACAGUCUGCCCAGUGGCAGUUUGAUAGAACAUGAUCAAGAAUCUUUAUGUCCCCACAGGUUUGAUGCAGAAUCCUGGUCAAAAAGUGGAAUAAAGAUCUCUGAAUAGUGCUAAAGAGGAAGCUGUUUACCUUAGCCAAGUAAUGAGACUGGUGAUUAAUGUAAUUCAGUGAUAAUCAUUUCAGUAUGUGUAUAACAUUGUUGACUUAAGUUACAUAUCAACCUGGUUUGCUGCUUUUCCCCAUGCAUAUAAAGGCUACUUAGAAGACAUCUGUGUUCUUGUGUGUUGAUGGCAACAUUGUCUUGCAACACAAAAUACUUUUUCAUCCUAUCUGUCUUUUCAUUUUGAGUCUCACGUUCUCCUGUGUGCAGUUGUUUGAAAGUGAGUUUGUCUUAUCAUGUAAAAUGAAAGUCAGUGUUGGGGUUCACUGUUUUUAAUAUUUGUAUCAAAUGCAGCCAAAGCACUGUUAUCAUCAGGCUAAAGAUGAAUGAAUUUGAGAAGGCAAUUUUUCAAAUUCGUCUGUAAAAAGAGAAAGCAAUUUAUCGCCAGGCAUUUGUAUUAAAAUUUGAUUGUCUUAUUUGUGUGGCUGGAAAAUUAAAUUGGAGUAAUGCGUUUGGGAAUGAUUUGAAAGACAUGUCCACUGAAAACAUUUUAGUUUUCAUCACUGUCAAUGUAGAUCAAAACAUUACACUCUAUUCCAGUGUGAUUGCCUACCCACAACUUCUGAAUACCCAUUUUUCAUUUUAUUUUUGUUUUCUUGGUAGACUUGA